Portunus trituberculatus (swimming crab) is the source of this 2572-nucleotide messenger RNA. Its product is annotated as chitooligosaccharidolytic beta-N-acetylglucosaminidase-like. The coding region runs from base 186 to 2039 and encodes 617 amino acids. Gene Ontology annotation, cellular component: membrane. NCBI's taxonomy places the organism in Eukaryota, Metazoa, Arthropoda, Malacostraca, Decapoda, Portunidae. The transcript is spliced from 10 exons. The record is from RefSeq and is a predicted model, not a curated record. Gene Ontology annotation, molecular function: beta-N-acetylhexosaminidase activity. Gene Ontology annotation, biological process: glycosaminoglycan metabolic process; carbohydrate metabolic process; ganglioside catabolic process.
UGCCCUCACUUGACCCCACCGCCAUCUCGAGAAAGAUCAUGGACCAGCAGUUGCCACCUGUCAGUACCCUCCACGGCUCCGAAGAGGGAGCACGACCUCCACUAAGGCUUCCUCUUCAUCCUGGAAACGAGUUGUACUUUGCUGCUCAGCUCAAGACCGUUGCUGAGGUGCUUGUGGCGUGAAGCAUGGGAGAAAUAAAGGCAGCGGCGGUGGUGGCUGUGUUGGGGAUGAUGAUGGUCUUGGGAGGCACAGGAUCUCAGGCCUUCACGUUGCCAUCCCCUUGGGGAUACCAGUGCACGAACAACACGUGCGUCAAGAAGCUGGCUGAUGGUACACUGCCGUUGGCCACACUGAACGAGUGCAAACUGACCUGUGGCAAGAUGGGUGUGUUGUGGCCACAGCCAACAGUAGCGUCUCUGGGCCGCGAGGUGGCAUACUUUUUGCCCUCUAAUGUGGUGCUGCAGCCUUCCUGCCGCGGGGAGGCGUGUUCCUUGAUGCAGGAGGCCUUUGCUGUCUUCCGAGACAACCUCGAGCGUUAUCACCCACUUUAUAGCAAUGGAAAAGCGCCUUGGAUGCAGCCCUGGCAGCCAGACGCAAUGGCGCACAGCCUCGUGGUCAAGAUAACGGUGACCAGCUCUGAGGUGAAGAUGAGCCUGGACACCCAAGAGGACUACCAGCUGGAGGUGAAAACGGCAGGAGGCGUCACCACUGCCACCAUCAACGCCAACACUUUCUUUGGGGCGCGCCAUGCACUUGAGACCCUCACUCAACUCAUCGAGUAUCAGGAGACCCGCGGGCUGCUGAUGGUUGUCACCACUGCUUCGGUGAGGGACUCGCCGGCCUUCCCUUACCGAGGACUGCUGCUCGACACGUCAAGAAAUUUCAUCAGUGUUGCGGCGCUCAAACGCACGCUAGAUGGUAUGGCUGCCUGUAAGCUGAACACACUGCACUGGCACAUCACAGACACGCACUCCUUUCCACUGUACCUCGAAAAGCUGCCAAACAUGGUGUAUUACGGAGCCUAUUCCUCAGAGCAAGUAUAUUUUCCCGCUGACGUGCGUGAAAUCAUACACUAUGCCAGAGUGAGAGGCAUUCGUGUCUUGCCUGAGUUCGAUGCCCCGGCUCACGUUGGCAAUGGAUGGCAGUGGGGAGAGAUGCAAGGCCUCGGCAAACUGGCGGUGUGCGUCAACAAGGAGCCGUGGCAGAGUUACUGUGUGGAGCCUCCGUGUGGUCAACUCAACCUGGCCAACCCGAACAUCUACAGCGUGUUGGGGCAGGUUUACAACGAGUUUGUGGAUGUGUUUGGUCCCAUUGAUCUCUUCCACUAUGGAGGCGAUGAGGUCAACCUCAACUGUUGGAACACAACGGAUGAAAUUACUUCCUGGAUGACGAAGAACGGGUAUGGCCUUCAUGCUGACGCUUACUACCAGCAGUGGAGCAUCUUCCAGGAGAAGUCCCGCAAACUAUUGACAACCGCGAACAAGGGCGUGGAGGUACCGGGCAUCCUGUGGACAUCCCACCUGACAGAGGCGGGGCGCGUGGACCGUUUCCUCAACAAUUCGCAGUAUAUCAUUCAGGUGUGGACCACGGGCCAAGAUCCACUCAUCGCCGAACUGCUGCAGAAGGGUUACCGUCUCAUCUUCAGUAAUUACGACGCCUGGUACCUAGACUGUGGUUUCGGGGCAUGGGUGGGGGAGGGCAACAAUUGGUGUAGCCCCUACAUUGGUUGGCAGAAAGUGUACGACAACAGUCCGCACCAGAUGGCACUCAAUCUCACCAAGUCCACAUAUGCCAAUCUCAUCCUGGGCGGCGAAGCGGCGCUUUGGACUGAACAGGUGGACGACCACAACCUGGAUGCCAAGCUGUGGCCGAGAGGAGCAGCGUUAGCUGAGCGGCUGUGGUCCAACCCAGCUACCGGAUGGGAGGAAGCAGAAUUCCGUCUGAUCCACCACCGCCAGCGCCUGGUGAAGCGUGGUGUCCCGUCUGAGAGGAUUCAGCCCCAGUGGUGCCACCAAAACGAGGGCCUCUGUUAUCUAUAAUUAUUGGUGGUGAUAGGAUCCAGAGAAAGUUGCACCACCACAAAUAGGGGUCUUGUUAUAAAUUGACCCACUGUUGUUUGCAAUGUGUUCUGUCAUCUGAUUGUGCUGGUCAUUAAAGUGUACAAGUGUAGCCUUGGCUUAUGGCUAAGCACUGGCUGCCAUAAUAUAUGUAGCCACAGUGAUGGCCGGUUGCGGUGCUUUCUUCUGCUAUCUGAGCUAUACUAAUUAGCGUUUUUCCCCACAUCAUAACAAUUUUUAGAGGUUACAGUGGUUAUUAAUCAAUGAGGUUUUCAAGGAUAUGUUUUUCAUUGAUGGUAUACAAUCCUUAGUCCAUCCUCAGAAUCAUGAAAACUCCCCUCAAAACUUCAAUAAACUCUACUGACGCCGACUGAAUGGAGCUGACGUGAAAACCCAAGAAAUUUUAAGAGACAGUAAAUGUUAUCAAAUCUGUUUUUUGCAUCUCAGACAUUGAGGUUUGUCGUAGAAGUAAACCACGAGUUUGAAUAAAAUGUUUCCCACAUGAAAAAAAAAAA